CACCGACUUCGCUGCCCCCGCCCCGCCCACCCCUCCGGCGCCACUUGGGUUCGCCUCCCCCUUCAGUCAACAUGAGCGAUCAUGAUAUUUCAGAAGAAAUGGUUAUUAUCAAGACUGAGAAGAUAGACGAAGGCAGCAGUAAUGAUGGAGGAAACUGUGAGGGCCAGGAAUCUCAGCCUUCCCCUCUGGCUCUGCUGGCAGCCACAUGUAGCAGAAUCGAAUCUCCCAAUGAGAACACCGAUGGCUCACAGGGACCACAGGGGGGCUCAAAUGAACUGGACCUCUCUGCUGCUGCAACUCAAAUCUCCCAGAAUGCAAAUGGCUGGCAAAUAAUUUCCACUCCCUCUGGGACUUCUGACUCCCCAAAAGACCAAGGGAGCCUUAGUAAUGAGGAGAAUGAUUCAUCGUCCAAAAGCCGGCCUGCUACCGCUGGACAAUAUGUGGUUACUACCACCCCCAACAUGCAGAACCAGCAUGUCCUGACAGGCUUGUCAGGAAUGAUACCCAACAUUCAGUAUCAGGUGAUCCCACAGUUUCAAACCAUGGAUGGACAACAGUUGCAAUUUGCUACCACCCCUACCCAAGUCAGUGUCCAGCAGGAUGCCUCUGGCCAACUGCAGAUCAUUCCUGGGACAAACCAGCAGCUCAUUGCAAAUAGGUCUGGGACAGGCAAUAUCCUGGCUGCCAUGCCAAAUCUUUUGCAGCAGGCUGUCCCUAUUCAGGGAGUGAGCGCUCUCUCAGGGCAGACUCAGUACGUCACAAAUGUCCCACUGGCUCUGAAUGGCAACAUCACCUUGUUGCCUGUUAACAGCAUUGCAGCCAGUUUAGCACCCACAUCUCAGUCAGUUACUCUCAGCAGCUCUGGCUCUCAAGAGAGCAGCUCUCAUCCAGUGACGUCUGGCACCUCCAUCAGUUCCUGCAGCGUGGCCGCAUCCCAAGCCAACUCCGCCUGUUUCUUUACCAAUGCCAACAGCUACAAUGCCACGACCACAACAGGUAACUUGGGCAUCAUGAAUUUUUCCACCAGUGGCGCUGUGGGAACAAAUGUUCAAGUGCAGGCACCUCAGAGGACAAGCAGUGCUCAAAACACUGAUGCUCUGCAGGUUGCCGGAAUUGCAGUCCAGCAAGGGCAACAGAAGGAUACCGAUCAAAACCAGCAACAGCAGCAGAUCCUGGUGCAGCCUCAGCUUGUUCAAGGUGGGCAAGCUGGCCAGACUUUUACUACCCAAGAUGCCUUGCAGAACUUGCAGAUCCAGGCUCUCCCCAAUGCUGGUCCCAUCUUUAUUCGAACACCCACUGUGGGGCCAAAUGGACAGGUCAGCUGGCAGACUAUUCAGCUGCAAAAUCUUCAGGUUCAGAACCCGCAAGCUCAGACAAUCGCUUUGGCUCCAGUGCAAGGAGUGUCGCUGGGGCAGACCGGGAGCACCAACACAACGCUCACACCAAUAGCUUCUGCCUCCUUGCCCAGUGGUACUGUCACUGUAAAUGCCGCUCAGCUAUCCUCUGUACCAGGCCUUCAGACCAUUAACCUUGGGGCUCUGGGAUCUGGAAUCCAGGUUCAUCAGCUGCAAGGGCUUCCACUCACUAUAGCGAAUGCCACAGGUGAUCAUAGCACCCACCUCAGCCUUCAUGGUACUGGCGGUGAUGGGCUAGCUGAUGAUGGCACCACCCUGGAAGAAGGGGAGACUAGUCCAGAUGCCCAGCCACAGCAAGGCCGAAGAAUGCGUAGAGAAGCAUGCACUUGCCCCUACUGCAAAGAUAAUGAAGGAAGAGGCUCUGGGGAUCCAGGAAAAAAGAAGCAGCAUAUCUGCCACAUGGCAGGCUGUGGGAAAGUGUAUGGGAAGACAUCUCAUCUGCGAGCUCAUCUUCGGUGGCAUACUGGGGAACGGCCAUUUGUGUGCUCUUGGAUGUAUUGCGGCAAGCGCUUCACACGCAGUGACGAACUGCAGCGGCACAAGCGGACCCACACAGGAGAGAAGAAGUUUGCCUGCCCAGAGUGCCCCAAGCGCUUUAUGAGGAGCGAUCACCUCUCCAAGCACAUCAAGACCCACCAAAACAAGAAGGGAGGUGCACCCAACAGUGUGGCCAUGGAUGUGUCUACCGUCUCCAUGGAUGCGGGUGCUUCUGCAGAGGGCGCUGGUGGGGCAACGCCGUCGGCCCUCAUUGCGACCAACAUGGUGGCCAUGGAAGCCAUCUGCUCUGAAGGCAUUGCACGCCUUGCCAGCAGUGGCAUCAAUGUCAUGCAGGUGGCAGAUCUCCAGUCAAUCAACAUUAGUGGCAAUGGAUUCUGAGGCGCUGCGGACUGCAUGGUAGCAGUGUUGUGCAAACAUGGGAUUCUCAAGGUAGCAAUGGGUCCAAGCAAUGAGGUCUUUCAUUACACAAGUGGUGAAAGAUGGGGACUCAGCUGCCCCACCCAGCCUUCAAACUCCAUUUCAGUCUCCCAGGAAUACUAUGUGCAGAAUAAGGCCUGCUUGCUGUUCAGGUCAGCUCUCUUAAAGCCUUAUGUGAAAGCCUGGGGAAAUGGGGACGGCCCAGAGCUGUUUGACUCAUUUUGCUUCGCUUCCCCCGCCUUAUAAAAGUCUCUCUGCCCCCCUUAUUAGGUACCCUGGAUCCCAUCAUGCCUUGGUUUUAAAUGUAUAUGAUCACUGAAAUACUUUUUAGCAGAAAAAAAUCUAUAUUAUUAUAAUUAUUAUAAUUAUUAUUGUAAUUAUAUAAAACUAUAAAAUAUGUUCAUUUUGAUGAGAGAAGUUAAAAUUGCUGUGACCAAAGUUUUUGGUCUUCUUUCGAAUGCCUUAACUUGGAACUCCUUGAGCUGUUAGGCGGCGCUCAGGCUUAUGUUCAGAUGCUAUAUUACAUUUUACAUUUGUAUCUAUAACAACAUUUAGCUUUUUGUAUGCUUGGCUUUUAAGUUUGUUUGUCUUCCCCACCCCACCCCCAGCUGCUCCAUUGGGUAGGGGGGGAACCAGUUCCACCUCUUACUUUUUUAACUUGUUAAUUUUCAUUUUCUCCAUUAGGAGAGAGGCAUGUCUAAGUUCCCAUCAACUAUUUUUUCCCCAGAGUGAUAGGGUCCAUGACCCAUAAUGUGUUCUGAUUUUGCGGCGGGAAGGGGGCACAGAGGAAAAUGAAUAAUUGUGAUUAUGUUUGAGGGCGAUAUUAGGUCUGCAGUCACUUCUAGGUCUCCAAAUGCUACGAAUUUGGCACCAGCAGCAGGGAAGCCCUUUCAGUUCCCAAUGUAAAGCAGUCAGAAUCUCUUAGGAUUCUCACAACUGAGGUCCAGGUAACUUGGCAUGCAGGUGACGAUGUGCCAAAUAUUUUGUGGGGAGCAGUGCUUUUUUAAAAAAGUGGGCUCUUUACAUGUGUGUUGUUGGCUCAAGUAAGGAAAUCUGUUGUAUGGGGCAAAUUGGAUCCUGUUUGGGGUUUUGUCUCUCUAAUAGGCAAAUAUGGCCGUGUAGUAAAAGAAGAACUUUGGGCGUUAGCUCAAGCUCUUGCUUUGUGAUGAAACACUCUAGCAUUUCUCCAGUUUUAUUGAAACUGCCUUUGGCAGUAUUCAGUUAGGUUGUGGGUCCAAAUAACCCAACCCUUGGCCUUGCUGCCCUUCCUCGAGAACUAAUUCUCAUUUGUAAUUGCUCUUCAGCACCUUAGUCCUUCCCAACCAACUUGUUCCCUCCAUUAAUUUGUGCGCACAACGUCACGAGGAAGUGCAGCUGAGUGGUGGUGGCUGGCGGUCAACACAAGCAGUGGAGAAAUGUGUGAGGGCCAAUGUUGAUGGCAAAGGAAGAGACAGAAUGCUAGGAGGGAUGCUUGGAGAGGCUUUGCAGGCCCCCUUUUGAGGCAAAGGACUGUGAUCUGUGCAUUAACAAGCCUCUCAACAGUUUAGGUCCACCUUCUCCAACCAAUGUGUUGGAGUGGAGCUCCCAUGAUUCUCUGCCAGCAUGGCCAAAGAUCAUACUGGCUGGCAAUUAUGGGAGUUGCAGUCCGGCACAUCUCCAGGGCACCAGGUUGGGGAAGGAUGGUUUAAGUAUUUUCCCCAGUGCCCUCUAGCAUUCAGCCUAUGGAGCUGGUCAUUCUCUCCAGUACCAUAGUUGGCCAUACCUUUGGUGCCAUAUCUUUUCUCUUUCCUCUACCUCUUUUCAGCUGUUAAUUAAAGCAAGGCAGCUCUUUCCCAAAUGUGUUAUUGGGACAACUCACCUUCACUUAGUAUUGUGGAAAAAUAGUAAAUAUUGAAUUUCUGGAACGUGGCAGCUUUUGCUAAACAGACCUCAUGAGGUCUGCCUUUAACCUUCUUCAUUAGCAGAUACAGAUGUUUGCCUCUGUGUGCAGGCCACCCUUCCUUGCCUUGAAGUGCUCACAACAGGUCCAUAAAUUGUGGCUGGGCUCGGCAGUCACCAUUUUGUUUUAUUGCCCUUGCUUUGCCCCCAAGUCCCGCCAUAACUGCACUCCUCAAUAGCAACAGCACCAGGUCACAUCUUUUCUCUCUGGCUUCCCCCUACUACUCCAAUCUCUCGUGCCCCCGCUGCUCCUCCUCCCAUGUCCUGCUACCUCCAUUUGCCAGCUUUCCUUCUUUGGGCCAUCACCCCCUGACAGUAGCUGAACUCGACAACAUGUCCUUAAUCCUGUCCUGGGAACAGCCUUGCUAAAGCAGAGGUGGAGGAAAUGGCUCUUCAUCUCACUUAGGAGAUUGCUGGAAUGAAACAUAACAGUCACCACUGCUGCCUGGCAGCUGUGUCUGUGGACUCCUGGUGUUUGCUUGGCUUGUGUGGAGUUGUGCUUUUAUGAUCUGUGAUUUCAGAUUACCUAAGCAAAUCUGCUUGGUGUACAAUAUUUGUUGAAAUGAGGGGGAAUGGAAACCUUUCUUUAGGUCAAAGGUAGUCACCGAAGUUGUGUUCAGGUUUUCUUCAGUUCUCAAAAUCAAAACUUCAGCAACAGGAAAAUGUAAUGUAAAAGACAAACUGUGGUGUGAGUUGGGUCUGUGGUGUGUGCAGUGUAGGCUAAUGAUCGGUCUGAGUUGGUCAUCUUUUCAUUGAGGCAAUAAGAUGAGCCCCUCUUGCUAUGAAAGGGGAGGGAAACGUGUCGUUUUGUGACACUCAGUCCUGACUCCCCUUUCUCACUGUGCUCUUGGUUCAAUUGGCACAACUUGUCAUGCAUAUAUUGAGAUGGAAAGACCAGGGCUACAUCAGUACAAGCCAUUCAUAAUGAAUUAAUAGCUAGACUGGCAAGUGAAAAGUGGUGUGCCUGUGUGUGUGUGUGUGUGUGUGUGUGUGUGUGUGUGUGUGUGUGUUUCAUGAUCCUUAUUAAAAUCGAACUUCCUGUAUCAGCAAAGAAAGGGACACCCUUGCAUCCAGAUGUCUUGUGUUCUCCCUAUUACUGAUGAAAAGUUUUGAGUAAGUGUUCAUUUACAUGUGUACACUAAAUCCCCAAAGAUACGUUGAUAUCCAAAAGAAUUAAUGACCCUGGGCAACAGACUAUUCAAUAAAACCUAUUUAAUAAAAUCUGGAAUUGCACCUGUAAAAGCUGACCCUCUCCAAGCAAAAGUAAAGAGGAUUAUUGCUUUAUGCACACUAUAUGCAUUUCAGUCACUUAUAGAGAAACUAGUGAAAUUUAUAGUGGCAAACGUGGGAAGGGUUGUUCAUCUUAUUGUAGUCCUGUGAGAAGACUCACAGGACUAAAAUUAGUCCUGGGGGAAAACUCCUCCUUGAGGAUGUAUCUCUGCUAGACCAGAUCUGUAAACAGUGUGCCCUUCUUAAUGCAAGAUCAACUUGUUGGCAAAACAAGGGAUGAUUUGGCGGAUGUGUCUUCUCUGAACCAGAGUCAAGAGGGGUUUCUGCGCAACUGGGCUUUAGGGUCAUUCUGACCAGAGCUGGGCAUUCCAAAGAAGCAAGUAUUUUAGAAGAAUGAGUGACUCUGUUAAUUUUGAGCAUUUAAGUCUGCUUUUACAAUGGCAGAUCUCAGACUUCUAUCAAAAACAAGGUAGCAAUACUGUUACUGAAAUGAACUGAAUGCAUGCAUCCUUUUGGGAUGGUGGAGGAAGUAGAUGUUUUAGGUAAACAUAUGCCAUAUGAAUGGCAAGCAGCAAUGCAAAACUACUCCAAAAUACAAUUUGGUGGUUUCUUACUCCUUUAAUCUUAGUGCUUCACAUUUAUCUUGACAGUUUCUCUAAAUAUUCCUUUUUUCUUGUCUCCUUGAAUGCCAGAAACUGUUAAUUUGUAAUUAAAUGUCCUCAGUGUUAACUUUCUAAGAAAUGAAUUGACCUCUGAAAUGUUUGGGGAAAGGAUAUUCCUGCAAUCUAUCUCAGUCAUACUUUUUGUGGGCUGUAGACCAUAAGUGUUCACCCAGUGCCUUGUCCAUCUGCACAAAAAUGUCUAUUCAUAUUUCUUAUACACAUUUUCGGUAGUUUGAAAACAUGAUACACUUUCCAGGGGAUAGCCGUGUUAGUCUAUUACACAAAAAGCAACCCACAGUCUUGUGGCACCUUAAA
Molecule: messenger RNA, 6475 nt
Organism: Elgaria multicarinata webbii
Lineage: Eukaryota; Metazoa; Chordata; Lepidosauria; Squamata; Anguidae
Gene: SP1
Product: Sp1 transcription factor
Exons: 6
Coding region: 72-2291 (739 amino acids)
Biological process (GO): regulation of transcription by RNA polymerase II
Molecular function (GO): RNA polymerase II cis-regulatory region sequence-specific DNA binding; DNA-binding transcription factor activity, RNA polymerase II-specific
Source: RefSeq, a predicted model, not a curated record